Molecule: messenger RNA, 810 nt
Organism: Symbiodinium necroappetens
Lineage: Eukaryota; Dinophyceae; Suessiales; Symbiodiniaceae
Source: the annotation of a GenBank genome assembly
AUGGGCGUCGCUCGGAAGCGGUUCUGUCAGGCGGCGCUGGAAGUCUGCUUCGGCCAGCUUGAGGAGAUCACGCCAGUUGUGGAUGAGUCUAGAAAGGUUUGCUUGAAUGAGUUUGGGCUGGGUGCCCUGUAUCCCGUUUCGGAGAAGAGAUAUCGCUUGUGGAAGAUCCGGGUGGACUCGCCAUCGCAAAGCUUCCAGGCCUUUCGCCCGAACUCUACUUGGAUGUACAGCGUGUGGCUGUUGCCUAUGUCUGACUUCAGCGAUCGCCUUCGGAGGCCCGCUGCGGCCCGCUGCGGCCUUGGGAACGCGGGCCCUGUCGCAGGUUUCCUGGACUUGACCCUGCAGGGCCUCCGCGAGCAGUGGCAAGAAGCGGAAUGCCAGGUGGGCCCAGAGAUCCGGGCCGAGUUGUCACCGCUGCGCUCCGCAGGUGCUGGGACCAGGACGCAUCACCACCUUGGCAACGACCUGCGAGGAGUUCGAUACCGGAAGCAGCUGCUCGAGGCCGACCGAUGCGGCAGCGGCUCGCCCAUCGACCUCCAAGAGGACCGGCGCUUGCAGCUGUUGACGCAAAACCGAAGCAGGAUUCCCUGCUGGUACAACCGCCUGGAGGAUCAAACCCAAGAUGCUCGGGACGAGGAGGCCACCGAGGCCUUUUGCGCAGCGGCCAACACGUCCACGUGCAGCUUCCAGAAGACCUCGCAGGCGCGCUACACGCUGCGCUUGGAGGCAGAACCCUGCACGCCUCAGCCGGUGAAAGGCGGAGCGCAGAAGUCGCAAUUUUUGUGGGCCUUGUGGUGUUUGGAGACGUGA